Molecule: messenger RNA, 435 nt
Organism: Hydatigera taeniaeformis
Lineage: Eukaryota; Metazoa; Platyhelminthes; Cestoda; Cyclophyllidea; Taeniidae
Source: the annotation of a GenBank genome assembly
AUGAUGUCUUCCGAGCCUAGCUAUGCGCCUUUUUUUGGCAUUAUGGGUGCUACAGCAUCGAUGGUCUUUUGUGCCUUCGGUGCAGCUUAUGGGACUGCUAAAUCUGGGGCAGGUAUCUGCUCCAUGGGAGUCAUGCGUCCCGAGCUUAUAAUGAAAUCCAUCAUUCCAGUCGUCAUGGCUGGUAUAGUUGCUAUAUAUGGCUUGGUGGUGUCCGUUGUCAUCUCAUCCCUCAAGCAACUUGGCGGAGGUCUCAGCGUUGGUCUUUGUGGCCUGGCGGCUGGAUUCGCUAUUGGGAUCGUUGGUGAUGCAGGUGUUCGUGGGACAGCGCAGCAGCCUCGUCUCUUCGUGGGGAUGGUCCUUAUUCUCAUUUUUGCAGAAGUCUUGGGUCUGUAUGGGCUUAUUGUGGCCCUCAUUCUGUGUAACUCGGCAGACUGA